Messenger RNA from Patiria miniata (bat star), 2394 nucleotides. Its product is annotated as ornithine decarboxylase-like. Gene Ontology annotation, molecular function: ornithine decarboxylase activity. Gene Ontology annotation, cellular component: cytoplasm. The record is from RefSeq and is a predicted model, not a curated record. Bases 9 to 1454 code for a protein of 481 amino acids. Lineage: Eukaryota; Metazoa; Echinodermata; Asteroidea; Valvatida; Asterinidae. The transcript is spliced from 12 exons.
CAUUUUCCAUGUACCUUUUCACAACUACUGGUCUCACUUUCAUCGGUCUUGUCUUGUAUUUGAACCGGGCAGUUUGGAGGAAGACAUACUGUAGUAUAAUCUUUGAAUACCCUGGAGUGGACUUCGAGGCAAGACAGUUUGAAUUCGGUAUGGAGCUGUUCGAAACCCCAACAGUUAGACUGAGUCUCUACGACAAGGAAACCACCAUUGUGGAAAUCGCACAGGAGAGGACCAGGAGCAAAACGGAGCCGAAUCGUACGGAUUUGGAAGAUCCAUUCAUUAUUUAUGACCUGGGUGACGCAGUGUGCAAGGACAAACAAUGGAAGGAGUCGCUACCCCAAGUUCAGAUCUUCUUUGCUGUAAAGAGCAACCCGGAUCCCGUGUUCCUGCGGCUUAUGAUUGGACUAGGCAAAGGCUUCGAUUGCGCCAGCAGAAAAGAAAUAGAGACGGUGCUUGAUUUAGGAGCAAGUCCAGAUCGCAUAAUCUUUGCUCAUCCCUACAAACAGGAAUCGCAUCUACGCUUUGCGAGGGAGAAAGGGGUCAGGCUUAUGACCUUUGACACAGAAGAGGAGCUGCACAAGGUCAAACGUGUAUACCCGGAGGCCAGGCUGGUACUUCGCGUUGUCUUUGACGAUGCUACUUGUGGCCUGGAAAUGGGGGUCAAAUUCGGAUGUCGCAACAGUGAAGUGCGCCCUUUAAUGGAGCUUGCCAAGGAUCUGGGACUUGGCAUUUACGGUGUAUGUUUUCAUAUCGGUAGCCAGGCCGGCAACCCUCGGGUUUUUCGCGAGGCUAUCCGAUACACCCGGCCAAUCAUCGACGAGGGUAGACGCCUGGGUUUGGACAUGAAGCUGCUAGACAUUGGCGGGGGAUUCCCGGGCAGACUGUAUCCCGAGGAACCCUUCGGAAAGUUUGCAGAGGCAGUCCGCGAGGCCCUGGAGGAGAACUUCCCUCCAAGUAGCGGCGUGAGUGUCAUAGCUGAACCGGGAACAUUUUACACACGUUCGGCUGGGUAUUUAGUGGCCAACGUCAUGGCCAAGCGGAUUUACAAGCCGAGAGGGAACAAGGACACAUACCACAAUGCAAAUGGCUCCACCGAUAAGGCAAUAUGGAUGUACUACUUGAAUGUGGGAGUCUUCAAUGCAUUCAACGGCCCGUUGGCACAGCUCGUUUCGACUUUCUUCGAAGUUCCCGAGCCGCUUCAUCCAAAGGAUUCUGGUGAAAAGCAACAGUUGAAACCCUCCUGCCUUUGGGGACCCACGUGUCAUCCCCACGAUGUCAUAUUCGAGAAAUGUAUGAUGCCAGAGAUGGAGAGCGGGGACUUCGUCAUGUUUCACGAUAUGGGAGGUUACAUAACCUCAUGUGCGUCUGGAUUUAAUGGCUACGAGGUCCCGCCAACGUCUUACAUUGCACCGAAGGAAUCUCGACCACUUCUAGAGAGGAUAUUCUCAGCCUAGACGAGAGAAUUCCUAUUGCUGAUACGAACAACUUGGAGUACGCGUGCCUCAGUGCCUUCGAUUGAUACUAAUAACAUUUACAUAAAAUUGGGUGGUAGAUGUUGCAACAUGAACCAGACAGACGUCGAAGCAUGAACCGGCUUGAUAACACGUGGUUAAGGUUCAUCUUGUUGGCCUGCAGCUGCUUAGAACGUACCGAAAUAAUUAUGCAGCGAGCCAAAAAAAAAAAAAAAAAACCGUGUACGAUGGAAUGCUAGUCUUGUGUGUUUUCAUUGAUCAAAUCUUAUCGUAUUGUAGUGUAAGGUGAUAUGCCAGGUCCUUGUUUGUUCCGUCGGCCAAACGCAAACGGAAAACAAACAAACGCACUCAAUUUCGUGCAAUAUCAAACACACUAAUUUAUUAAACGUCAGCAACUUCUCUAUCUCUAAGCACACUCACUGAACUCAGUCCUUUGUCUCCCCCAGGCUAGACAACUUACAAAGGAGUCAAGCGCUUUUACACAAUGUACAACAAAUAACUUGCCCCGGUGUCUGGCCAAACCCUUCCUGAGUAACUGAACAACAGAACGAUAACAGAAACAGUUUCUUUGUAGAGCCUAUUUCUUGAGCGCGCGCUAAACAAAGGAACGUAUAGGGCAGCGGACCUGCAAACCAGACAAUGCCGGAGGUAUAGCCUACCGAUAUACCGGCACUGGCUUAUGACAAAGAAAAGAGAAAAAGCUUCCUAAAGUGUCCGUUGGGGUAUUUAACAGUUCAAAGUAUGAUUGGCACUAUAUUUCUUGUCUUUCAAGUAGUAAACCUUUUUUUAAAUCUACUAAUUGUAUGUAUUUCGAUGGCUUCUCGGAGCCAGUCAAAUUGUCACUAAUAACAGCUUGUCAUGAGGGAAUCUAGUCACUAUAUCCGAUAUUAUUUAAAAGAUUACGUAUUUCUUGCUUUAACGA